This is a messenger RNA of Sinocyclocheilus rhinocerous, 4472 nucleotides long. Its product is annotated as tripartite motif-containing protein 66-like. The coding region runs from base 688 to 3738 and encodes 1016 amino acids. Gene Ontology annotation, molecular function: protein binding; zinc ion binding. The transcript is spliced from 16 exons. The record is from RefSeq and is a predicted model, not a curated record. Gene Ontology annotation, cellular component: chromatin. NCBI's taxonomy places the organism in Eukaryota, Metazoa, Chordata, Actinopteri, Cypriniformes, Cyprinidae.
CAGGAUGCGUAUCACGAAGAAAUACAGGAGGUGAAGGACAGGAUUGAUAAUGCGCUCGCUUUCGUUGUAACUUUGAUUACGUGGCGACAUCUUCCACACAUCUCCUGGAGACCGCACAAUGAAACUUGUGCAUCUACACUAUAGAUGCAUGUACAAUUUUUGCCUUUUGACAGUUGAACGAUAGAGGGAAUAAAAUCAAACGCGUGUAAGAAAUAUAGUCUCCGGGUGUAGAAAGACUUUAAAGGAUAUGGUGAUAGGAAGCUAUUUAGUCACUGAAGCAUUGCUGAAAUCGCUGUAAGCUUCCAGCCGCCGAAGAGGAGGAGGAGGAGGAGGAGGAGGAGGAGGAUGUUUUUUGGAUUUGUGCCUCUUCAAGAGAAGCAAGGCUUAUUUAAGAAGAAAGAUCAUGGUGGCUGUCAGAGGGAAGGAUUCGGGAUCCGAGCAGCUGAAGGAAGCCAAUGAGGAGAGCUACGCGCCGGCCACGGCUGAGGGCACACUCAGGAGUCUACUCCGCUGGGGUUAAAGUGUGCAGUGUGCACUACUUCCUGCCGCAGGUAGAGCUGUCACAGUGUGGUGUGGAGCUCUAGCUGUGUCAGAGGCUUGCCGUGUCCUUGCUGCGAGAGCUGCUCUGCUGGAUAUCACAAUCGUUCUCACGCGCACACGCAGAGGAAUCCAUAUCCUGCCAUCGGCAUGGAGAAGUGCUGUUCUGAGUGUUCAGAGCCCAGGAUGGCACAGAGCUUGUGCACCUUCUGCAACAAGUGGCUGUGUUUCCAGUGCACAGACUUGCAUCAGCAUGAAAGAAGCUCCACUCAACCCUUUGACCUGCAGCACCAGCCGCGAGACCCUCCAUCACCGUCUGAAAUAGGAGCCGGUUGCUGCGGGCAUGCAGUUGUCAUGUGUCCUCUCCAUAAACAGGAGCCUCUGGAACUCCUGUGUGAAACGUGCGACCUCAUGGCCUGCAGCAUCUGUCACUUGUCAGCCCACAAAGACCAUCGACUGGUGCACGUUGGGAAGGCUCUGCAAGACCAGCGCUGGCUCCUGCAGAACCUCAUGGCCCGAGUAGAGGAGAAGAGAUCUGCUGUGGAGAGCACCGCUAAACAGAUCCAGGGCAGGCUCCAUGGUAUAAAGAUCACGCAGAGGAAGGCAGAGAACCAGAUAAAAAUGGCUAAGAUGAUUAUGAUGAACGAGCUUAACAAACGGGCCAACCUAUUAAUAGAACAAGUGGAGUUAGGUCAGCUGGUUGUUGAAGGUGGAAGUCGUUCAUACCCAGAGGUUGUGGGUCAUCCCAGUAUCCUGCAACCCCAGACUGUCCCAUGCAUAGCAAUGCCUCCUCUGUGCCAUGCUGUGCGGGAACCUGGCUGCGCCUGCCAGACCUUCUGCCAGCCCCAGCUCUGCUGUCUUCACUGCAGACCUACUCAAUCCGUCCCUUUGGAUAAAUUCCCUUCCCAGUGUCCACAGGCCGCCAGGCGGAGCUCCCCGCCAUCUCUUCACAGCUGCUGGGAGGCUGAUGCAUCUGUCCUGGUGCAUCCACCUGGAGCUCAGCCUCUACAGCAUUCCACCUCUCACCCUGGAUCUGACCCCGUCCAGCAUGGAACCAGCUCCGCUUCACCUCGACAGCCUGUCGGAGCCAACAACCACCCGUUGUCCGAGCCGCUCCCUGCUAAUUCCAACCAGGCUGCCGUGGACGGGAGAAAUGCUGCACCAGGCCAGCCUCCCUGUGAAAGAGGGCACACAUCUGCACCCGAAGCAGCUACAGGGCAAGAAGCAUCACCAGACAGAGAGCUGCCACAGGUCCGCAAUCAGGCUCAAGUGCAGACGACCACAGAAACCAGCAACCAGCCCAUGAUUGAAUUGCAGCCUAUCGUUGCUCGCAUCGAAGAUGACAGGAGAUCCUCGGCGCUAGAGAUGUUCACGCGGGCUCAAGGCCGAGGAGGUGACGGCCAGAGCUGUUCCGGUUCGAAGAGGGCGACCAGGUCUCAGAGCAUCUCAAAAGGACCCAGAGGACCUCGUAAAAGGCUCUGUAAAGACAGGCUGACCAGGGCUGCUCACAGCCUGGCAACAGUGGCUGGGGACCAGGGAUGCACAACGCAGCAGCAGGUCUGUGCACGACUCGAUGCUUCUGAGAUGAUCCCAGGACAUAUAAACAGUCACACUGCAUCCUCUCUGACCACCUACAAGUCUGAACCAGAUAACGUAUAUGCAUAUGCCUAUGAAAACAGAAGGCUGAAAACCAGAAAGAAGAAAAGAUUGUCUCGAGAAGAUCCAGACACCAGUGAUAAAGAAGCCCCAGAUGGUUCGAAGGUUCCAGUUGUGUGUCUUGAGCGACUCAAGAUCCUAGUGUCACAACAUUCACCACAGAACCAUCAGAGCACAGACCUUACUUCUCAAACAGAGCCUGGACUCAAACCUGAAGAAACUGUCUUCAGGGUGCUAGAGAGAAAGGUCACUUGUCAGGGAACUUUGGAUAAGGAGUCAGUUCAGACAGAGGACAGCGUGUCGCCCAUAGAGCAGCUAUCACCAGAACAUCUGCAUAGCAGUGAAUCAUCUGGCUCCCUUGAGGUUUCUCAGCCUCCUGUGCAAGAAUUUUGCAACAUAAACCAAGAGUCCAGUGUACUAGCCAUCUCCAAUGAUUCAGACCCUAUCUCACAACCUGACACCGAAGAACUAAACUCCCCAUCUGAGCUCAGAUCAGUGACAGGUUCUGAUUUCCAAACUGAAUCCACAAGAGAGGCUGAAGCAGGCGCAGAUGCAGAUGUGGAAUCGGAGCUCCUGCAGGAAUCAGAUCCGAGCGCUGAAUCCGAACUGCAGGUCGAAUCUGAAUCGGAUGUGAUUUCAGAGCAGCCUCCUGAAUCGGUGCUCUCGGCUUCUGAACAGGAAUUUGAAUCGGAUCCAGAUUCCACGGCCGAAGUGACUCUGAAUCUUGAACCGGAGUCUGAAUGGGAAGCGGAGCAGCCGGUUUUUCCACCUGCCGCCGGCUCUGAGACUGUAUCAGAACCUGUCGUUGAACAUCAACCUGCAGAGGAAAGCCCGGAGAUAGAGAAUGAAGACUUCUGUGCGGUCUGUCUCAUCGGAGGAGACCUUCUCUGCUGUGACCGUUGCCCCAAAGUCUUUCACCUGUCAUGCCAUGUCCCUCCUCUCCAUAGUUUCCCCAUAGGCGACUGGAUUUGCACCCUGUGCAGGGAUGUGGAGCAGCCAGAGGUGGAAUAUGACUGUGAGAAUGACCAGAUGUCCACGGGUUCGCUACCAUAUGGGCUGUCGGCGUGUGACCAGAGGAAAUGCGAGAAGUUGACGCUGCUGAUCCUCAGCAACAUUCUCAGCACUCCGUUCCAUGAGCCUGUCAGCCCUCUGGCCCGUCAUUAUUAUCAGAUCAUCAAGAAACCCAUGGAUUUGUCUGUCAUUCGGAACAGGCUCAGCAGAACCAGCAACACACACUAUCGUUCCCCGCAAGAGUUUGUGGCUGAUGUCCUGCUCAUGUUCAAAAACUGUGCCAAGUUCAACUACCCGGACUCAGAGGUGGCUCAGGCAGGCCACAGUCUACAGUCCUUUUUUACAUCCAAACUGAGGGAGGUUUUCCCAGAUCUGACCUGCCCUGUCCAGGAGGAGGAGGACUCAGACAAUGAGGAUUACGAGGAGCUGGAGAGAGCUAUGGCGACUGGAUUUCCCUGGCCUGAGAGAAAAGAGCAGAGCCACAGGAAGAGGAAGAGAAGGCACUCCCUCAACUGGAGGAGAAAUCACUAUUAGUUGUGCCUCUCUCUCUCUAUAUAUAUAUGUACAGAGACUUUUGACCUACUCGCUCUGAGUUUUCCAUCCUGUGUGACUUACUGUUUUUUAAAGAUUCAUGUUGAAAUACAGUAUAUGCUUUUCUGAGGACUAAUCUCACACAUUAUAACCAGUUGAUGUGUUAUGCUGUUAUCUGUAGCUGUGGGUAGGUGUUGAUAUAAGCCUAUAUCUCUAGACUUCGCCGAAGGUCUUGCACUAGUAUUUAUUCCAAUGCAUACACUUACAUUAAAAUGUACAAUCAAUUUGAUAGCUGACUGGUUGCUGGCAGUUGCUACUUAGUAAAUAUAGAUAAGCAACAUUAAUUGGUAAUAUUAUAUAUUUGCUCUAAAUUUCAUUCUUCUUUUGAUCCAAAUAUGCCUUAUAAUGAGGUAGUUUUUCCAGUUGUUUUACUGUGAUGACUUUAAUGAUCUGUAGAGGGAGCACUUCAUAUAGCCUGUGGCAACACAUUAGUUCAUAUCUGACUUUUUCAGUGGCAGGAGCAGUGCUUAAUUUGAGCCAGAUCCUGUUCCGGAAAAUGUCAGAUUUGGGAUUUUUCGUUCCGGUAAUUGUUUUUAAGAAUCCGCCAUUAGAUCGUGAUUAGAUGCGUGCGUGCAUAUGAGAGCGAGCGCAUAUUUGGAGGUUAUGCAUUGGUCCUCAACAUAAUUUUGAGCGAGCACAUAUUUGGAGGUUAUGCAUUGGUCCUCAACAUAUUUUUG